Molecule: messenger RNA, 2733 nt
Organism: Impatiens glandulifera
Lineage: Eukaryota; Viridiplantae; Streptophyta; Magnoliopsida; Ericales; Balsaminaceae
Product: endoplasmin homolog
Exons: 13
Coding region: 73-2538 (821 amino acids)
Biological process (GO): protein folding
Molecular function (GO): ATP-dependent protein folding chaperone; ATP hydrolysis activity; ATP binding
Source: RefSeq, a predicted model, not a curated record
UAAAUACACUUCACUUGGAACUCACUUACCAUAAACAUACUGAACUUUUGAGUGACGAAUUUACAUUUAACGAUGAGGAAGCGGACGAUCCCUUCCGUCCUGUUGAUUCUAUGCUUUCUAUCUUUACUUUCUGAUCAAGGCCGCAAAAUACAGGCAAAUGCAGAAACUGAGUCAGAUGAGUUGGUGAAUCCACCAAAAGUUGAAGACAAGAUAGGAGCUGUUCCAAGUGGUUUAUCUACAGAUUCUGAUGUAGCUAGCAGGGAAGCUGAGUCGAUCUCAAAGAGAUCACUCCGCAUUAAUGCUGAGAAAUUUGAGUUCCAAGCUGAGGUAUCCCGGCUUAUGGACAUCCUAAUUAACUCCCUGUACAGUAACAAAGACAUUUUCUUGAGGGAAUUGAUAUCAAAUGCAUCUGAUGCCUUAGACAAAAUCAGGUUCCUCUCACUUACGGAUAAGGAGGUUUUGGGUGAAGGUGAUACUGCAAAGCUUGAAAUGCAGAUUAAAUUGGAUAAAGAAAAGAAGAUUUUGUCUAUCCGUGAUAGUGGAUUGGGUAUGACAAAAGAGGAUUUGAUCAAGAAUUUGGGAACCAUUGCCAAGUCUGGGACAUCAGCAUUUGUGGACAAAUUGAAGACAAGUGGAGACCUUAAUCUCAUUGGUCAAUUUGGUGUUGGGUUCUACUCUGUGUAUCUUGUUGCUGAUUACGUUGAAGUCAUCAGCAAACACAACGAUGAUAAACAAUACAUUUGGGAAUCAAAAGCCGAUGGUGCAUUUGCCAUUUCUGAGGAUAUAUGGAAUGAACCACUUGGACGUGGCACAGAAAUCAGAUUGCACCUUAAGGAGGAUGCUGGAGAAUACUUGGAGGAGAGCAAAAUAAAGGAAUUAGUGAAGAGGUAUUCUGAGUUCAUCAACUUCCCUAUAUACCUCUGGGCAAGCAAAGAGGUUGAUGUAGAGGUCCCUGCCGAUGAUGAUGAAUCUAGCGAUGAAGAAGAGACUUCCGAAAAGAAGAUUUCUGAGGAAGGAGAAGAGGAAGAAGAGAAAGGAGAAGAGGAGGAAGAGAAAAAGCCGAAGACCAAGAAAAUCAAGGAAACAACUUAUGAGUGGGAGCUCUUGAAUGAUGUUAAAGCCAUAUGGUUGCGUAGUCCAAAAGAGGUUGCUGAUGAAGAAUACAUCAAAUUCUACCACUCUCUAGCCAAGGACUUUAGUGAUGAAAAGCCAAUGGGAUGGAGUCACUUCAAUGCUGAAGGUGAUGUUGAGUUCAAAGCUCUCUUGUUUGUUCCACCAAAGGCUCCUCAGGAUUUGUAUGAGAGUUAUUACAACACGAAAAAAUCAAACUUAAAGUUAUAUGUUAGAAGGGUCUUCAUAUCGGAUGAGUUUGACGAGCUUUUGCCCAAGUAUCUCAACUUCUUGAAGGGUCUUGUUGAUUCUGACAGCUUGCCAUUGAAUGUGUCGAGGGAAGUGCUUCAACAGCAUGACAGCUUAAAAACAAUUAAGAAGAAGCUGAUCAGGAAGGCACUUGAUAUGAUUAGGAAGAUCGCAGAUGAGGAUCCAGAUGAAUCUUCUAACGAUAAAGCUGAUGAGUCUGAUGAUGCAAACGAGAAGAAAGGUCAAUACGCCAAGUUCUGGAGCGAGUUUGGCAAGUCAAUAAAACUAGGUAUUAUUGAGGAUGCUACUAACAGGAACCGGUUGGCGAAACUUCUGAGAGUUGAGAGCACAAAAUCUGAUGGAAAAUUUACAUCGCUGGAUAAGUACAUUUCAAGAAUGAAAGAUGGUCAGAAAGACAUCUUUUACAUCACUGGAACCAGCAAGGAGCAGUUGGAGAAAUCUCCAUUCCUUGAAAGACUUACCAAGAAAAAUUAUGAGGUAAUUUUCUUCACAGACCCAGUGGAUGAGUACUUGAUGCAAUACCUAAUGGACUACGAAGACAAAAAGUUCCAAGACGUGUCAAAAGAGGGUGUGAAUAUCGGAAAAGUUUCAAAAAACAAGGAACUGAAAGAAUCAUACAAGGAGUUAACCAAAUGGUGGAAAGGCGCUCUUGCGAGCGAUAACGUGGACGAUGUGAAAAUCAGCAACCGUCUUGCAGACACACCUUGUGUGGUUGUGACAUCGAAAUAUAGUUGGAGCGCAAACAUGGAGAGGAUAAUGCAGUCACAGACUCUUUCCGACGCAAACAAACAGUCGUACAUGCGAGGCAAGAGGGUGCUCGAAAUCAACCCGAGACACCCUAUUAUCAAGGAAUUGAAGGAGAGAGUAGCCAAAGAUCCAGAGGAUGAGAGUGUGAAGGAAACGGCUCAACUUGUGUACCAAACAGCUCUGAUGGAGAGUGGGUUCGUGUUGAGUGACUCAAAGGAGUUUGCUUCGCGAAUCUAUAACUCAGUGAAGUCUAGUCUGGAUAUUAGCCCGGAUGCAACAGUGGAUGAAGAAGAAGAAGAAGUAGCAGCUGCGGAGAUAAAAGAAGAAGUUUCUUCUUCUUCUCCUCCCAAAGAAGAAGAAGAAGAAGCAGCAGCAGAUGAUGAAGACAGUAAUGGUAAAGAUGAGUUGUAGUUGGAUUGAGUGUUUUUGUAUCACAAAUACUUUGUUUAGUAUAGUUUAUUUAUGGAUUUUGUAUCGAUAACUUGGCAUUAGAGAAGCAUUGUUGUAUUUUGAUUCAUCUCAGAGGAAUAAGGCUCUGCAAGAGGGUGAUCUCACUCAUCAUUACUAUAUGCUUAUGAAUUGGUGACUUUUGACCUUUUUUUCUUA